GUUAAAAAGGAGAGGAAGCCACUCGCCUGCCAAGCGAAACAUAUGUGCCUUGUUCGCUGUUUUUCCGCGUUAUGUUGUUGUCUGUCUUGUCUUUUGUGAACGUGUGGGAUCGUAGUUCCGAGCUAUGCGCGUCGUCACCACACUAACGUCUAGCUAGCGGCUUGCAUGCGGACAUAAACGCGCGUGUUGUUGUUGGGUUUGUUCAACGUGGCGGUAUGUCAAGCGGUUGUAGCAUUCGACGAAACCAGUUCAAAAACAACGGAAAAGACACAAACGCGCUGAGGCGCAGGAGGUUAGAGGUCAACGUCGAGAUCCGCAAAGCGAAGAAAGACGGUGAUAUUCUGAAGAGGCGGAAUGUAAACUCUCUUUUGGACCAGUCUCUUCCUCAGACCGACCACCAGUGCUCUUUGGAAACAAUUGUUCAACAUGUAGAAGGCCAGGAUCUUGUUUUGCAACUUCAAGCCACACAGACUGUGAGGAAACUUCUCUCCAGAGAGGCAGACCCUCCCGUCGACGCCAUCAUCGCUGCAGGUCUCCUCCCGAGGCUUGUCAGCUUCCUGGGACUCCUCCACUGUCCUGCCCUUCAGUUUGAGGCCGCCUGGGUCCUGGCCAACAUCACCUCAGGCACCUCAGAGCAGAACUGGGCUGUGAUAGAAGCUGGGGUCAUUCCAGCCCUCGUUCACCUGGUUGCGUCACCUCACGCCCAGGUCAGGGAGCAGGCAGUCCUGGCCCUCGGCAAUAUCGGAGGUGAUGGACCGCAUUACAGAGACCAGGUGAUCUCCCAUGGUGGGCUGCUGUCGCUGCUGGCUUUGCUGACGGAACCUCUGUUUUCAACAUUACCUGCUAGUUUUGUGCGUCAUGUGGCGUGGGCACUGUCCAACAUCUGCAGACACAAGAACCCAGCGCUUCCUUUGACCGCCGUGCAACAGCUGCUUCCGGGCCUGGCGCGGCUCUUGCACCAUGGCGACGAUGAAGUCGUGGCUCACGUCUGCAAGGCGACGUCCGACCUGUCCGAUGGCUCAAAUGAGAGGAUCGAGUUAGUGGUGCAAAGUGGUCUGGUGCCCCGUCUUGUACAGCUACUGGCCUGUGGGGAGACUUGUAUCGUGGCCCCCGCACUGCGAGCGCUCGGCAACAUAGUGACCGGGACUGAUGAACAGACCCAGUGUGUUCUCAAUGCAGGUGCCAUGGCUGCGUUCCCUCACCUCCUGCACCACGAGGAACCUGACAUCAGGAAGGAGGCCACUUGGACUCUGUCCAACAUCACUGCUGGGAAGGACUCUCAGAUCCAGGCAGUCAUUUCUGCAGGCCUGGUUCCUCUGCUGGUGGAGGUCCUCCAAAAGGGAGACUUAAGUACACAAAAAGAGGCUGUGUGGACAAUCACAAACAUGACCAGCGGGGGCACUGUUGAGCAAGUCUCCUACCUGGUUCAUUCCAACGUGCUGGAGCCGCUACUCAACAUGUUGACCAUUGACGACACUAAGAUCGUCCUGGUCGUGUUGAACGGAUUACGCAAUAUUCUGCAGAUGGCAUGUGAAACCGGUGAGGUGGAGAAACUGAGGUUGUGGAUUGAGACGUUUGGUGGUUUGAAUAAACUCAAAGCUCUGCUGUCUCACAGCGCUGGAGCUGUUGUUCAUGCUUCAGUCAGUGUUUUAGAAAAUCUCUAUUCUCAUGAGGUAAGUGCUCUCAGACCUUAGAGGAGGCCUCAUGAUAUUUGUUUUUUUUUUUUUUACAUAUCCCUGGUGGAUUUUAUUAAUGAUGCAACUUGGGGAGGAAAAAAGGAAAUAUGUGAUUGAAAAAUGAUUAAAGAUUUUUUCAGUUUCAACGUCUCUGUCUGACCUU
Molecule: messenger RNA, 1839 nt
Organism: Synchiropus splendidus (mandarinfish)
Lineage: Eukaryota; Metazoa; Chordata; Actinopteri; Syngnathiformes; Callionymidae
Product: importin subunit alpha-1-like
Exons: 9
Coding region: 216-1694 (492 amino acids)
Biological process (GO): NLS-bearing protein import into nucleus
Cellular component (GO): nucleus; cytoplasm
Molecular function (GO): protein binding; nuclear import signal receptor activity
Source: RefSeq, a predicted model, not a curated record